GAAUGUGAUGGUCGGCUUUGCCCCCGGGCCCUCUUCAAAUAAUCCUGGAUCCACCCCUGACAUGUAUAUAUUCAUAUGUAUAUAUUCGCCUGAUCCUUAAACAUGUAGUUGCGUGACGAUUGUCGAUGUGUCAUUUGUGGAAUUUCGGCAAACAGUGUAUUUCUUUGCCUUUCAACCUCACAUUCACACGCCCGUGUGACACACUGGUCGAUUUCACAACGAGCGUAGGUGGCAAGCGGUUUGAACUCUAUUCAAUUCCGCUCCUGGUAUUCUUGGUGUUGGCGUAGGCUGAUUUGUCUGGUUUGUAAUAAAGCUUAAAAUUAUGAAGAUAGUCCAAAUGCAGAUGAAACAGAAAAGGGCUCAUUGGUCGCUAUGUGUUUUACCAGACCACUCUCAGAUUUUGUAUAAGUUACUUAAAAGCGUUUUCUGCAAAUUUGUCUUCGUCUGUCUGUCUGUCUGUCUGUCUUUCAGACUGUCCUCCAGCCAGUCAGUCGUAACAAUAGAUAAGUGCAUUAAAAUAUUUUGCGCUGCGUGCACGUAUGGAUUUGUUAAUCUUAGUGAUAGAUGCCAUGGCUUUCUUGACCCUUCUAGGGUUUGUCGAAUUCAGAUUGAUAAGGUUGUCAAAAAUAAACGUGGCGUCAGUUGGAAUAUCAGGCAGUCCAUGUGUACAUUGUGAUUCCCACCUGUUUAUGAAAUCAUCUUAUUAUUCUUAUAUGAUAAUUAUUUACUAGAAUUUUGACUUGUAGAUUUGGUAAUGCAAGUACAUCUAUUUUUGCAUUGUGAUACAGAGAUGGAACGUUAGACUCAAGCCAGGGACAGUUUCAGUUUUAAUUUUUUUUCUAAACUGUGCGGGGUAGUAGGCUUCUGUCAAGGAAACCUGUCCGAAAUGUACCGUUUUAUUUCUGUGAAAUUUUCUGUUUGCGAUUCUCUUCCGGUUCAAAUACUUUAUUUGUAAGUCCUCAUCAGAAACAUGUGACUCUUAUCAACCAUUCACCCGAAUUAGUCAAAACAAAACAAAACAAACCCAGGUUGCAAAAUUUCGCAAUCCCCUACAACAUUUCGCAAUAGCUCUCGGAAUUAGCUUGUCCUGGAUCUCCUCCAUGCCCUCUAGCGGCAAGUGUGCAUUUAUGAAUGGAAAAUGAAAACCUGAAGCCCGGGAAAUAUUGCGCAAGCUAGUCAGGCUAGCAACGUUCUUUGGGAUUCAAACAGCAUAUUAAGCAAUCGCUACACGUCCUAGGAACGGAUAUCCGAUAAAUCGAAUAUGCCCUGCCCGGGCCAAAUUUAAGAAACGCCUAAAAAGGGGGACUCUCCUUAUUUAAUUCGGUCGCAACAUGUAAACAGAGCUUGCUGCCAAUUGUCAAACGAGGCGCACGAACUCCAGGAAAGGUCGAGCUGACAGUAGGAGUAAUGUUGAUGUUGAUGCCAGGCCAUAUAUAUAGGAACGCGUACAGAAUUACUCUAAGUCUAACCGCCGAAUUGACAUCCUCGGAAAGUCAGAACGCUAUGAGCCACGGAUACGAUUCGGACAAUUAUAAUUAUUAUUAUACUAAAAGGCAACAUAGUGAAAUUCAGUAUUAUGUUGAUGAUCGACAUUGGUGCUAACAUAGAUCACAAAGUCGCCGAGUUAAAAAGUUAUGAAAAGAUUCGUAACAGCCAAAAUUGCGAACAGGAAAAGAUGGCCGAGGCGGCAGAAGUGUCAUGUCCUCCCUUGAGUAAGGUACUCGUACCCAUGCCGGACCCCUAUGCACACGUGUAUGGUCAGAUCACAGAAAAGUCGUCCAAGGCGGGCGAUCCUCGCGCCCACAUUAAGCCAGGUGCAGUCGGCAUGGAGAUCGUCUGGCACGGGGAGUUCGACCGGUUGUUCGCCCAGUACUUCCCUCACCAGUGGUUCCUCAUGCCGACGUUCAGCCCCCCUAGUGAACGCUGGAGGGUGUUUAAGGACAGCGCCAAAGUCAGGUUCCAAUGUCAGGAGUGCGGUCACGGCUGGACCAGUAUGAAGGGACGCGUGGUCUUCUGGUUUCAUCUGAACGUGGCUACCAACUCCGGCUAUGUCCUCUUCAAGCUGUACGGGCAACAGUGCAACCGAUGUAAGAGUGAAAAGUUUGAACACGCCAUGUGGUACCCGGAGGAGGUGAUCAAGGUCGUCGGCAAUGUGUACAACAGAGUGGGACAGGUGUAUUACGGGUUCUACCGCCCGCCCCUCCGGAUAGACAGACGACCAGGAAAACCCAGAAAUCAGCACAAUGCCGAGCUCUGUCAGGCGUGUAAAGACGGACUGUGCCGGGAAGAAUGGACGUUCAGUUAGUCACCACAAUAAUGUUAUUAUGUUAUCUCAAUAUGGGAAGGUCCGACGUCUCAUUAUGCCAUUAAGUGAAAUAUAUUGUGAAAGCUGAAAUAUGUGAAAUGUUUCUAAGGCUUUUUUUC
Molecule: messenger RNA, 2424 nt
Organism: Lingula anatina
Lineage: Eukaryota; Metazoa; Brachiopoda; Lingulata; Lingulida; Lingulidae
Product: receptor-transporting protein 4-like
Biological process (GO): protein insertion into membrane; protein targeting to membrane
Molecular function (GO): olfactory receptor binding
Source: RefSeq, a predicted model, not a curated record